Fraxinus pennsylvanica is the source of this 363-nucleotide messenger RNA. NCBI's taxonomy places the organism in Eukaryota, Viridiplantae, Streptophyta, Magnoliopsida, Lamiales, Oleaceae. The record is from the annotation of a GenBank genome assembly.
AUGGCAUCUUCGUCACCGGUAGCAGUUCUUCUCAUUGCUAGUUUUACUAUUUAUAUCUUACUCGGUGCGUCUUCUUCAUAUGCUGCGAUUACGUGCAACGACGUGGUCAAAGAUCUGAAACCAUGUAUUAACUACCUAAAAAGUGGCAGUGGAUUGCCCCCGGCCGACUGCUGUGCCGGAGCAUCAAAUCUUGCAUCCAGUGCUACAUCCACUGCUGACAAGCAGACCGCAUGUAACUGCCUUAAGAAUACUGCAAAGAGCAUAAAUAUUAAGGUUGAACUUGCAAAAUCUCUUCCAGGGAAUUGUGGCAUCUCCUUGCCUUAUCCCAUCUCUCCAAGUGUUGAUUGCACCAAGAUUACUUAA